Odocoileus virginianus texanus is the source of this 1741-nucleotide messenger RNA. It is a transcript of the gene GRAP2, whose product is annotated as GRB2 related adaptor protein 2. Gene Ontology annotation, biological process: regulation of MAPK cascade; signal transduction. Gene Ontology annotation, molecular function: phosphotyrosine residue binding. Gene Ontology annotation, cellular component: plasma membrane; cytoplasm; nucleoplasm. NCBI's taxonomy places the organism in Eukaryota, Metazoa, Chordata, Mammalia, Artiodactyla, Cervidae. The record is from RefSeq and is a predicted model, not a curated record.
GUAGUUUGGAGGAGGGAGUAAGAAGUCCGGGAGGAGGAGGCACUCAAUGGAUCUGCGAGCCUGUGCCCUGGUUUAGUGCGAUACGUGGACGACAGCCCAAGGUGGAUCCGGACUCUGAAAUGCAGUCAUUUUGACAACGGAAUUUAGCUUCCUUCUUCCAAGAGAGGAUUCUGACCAUUCGGUGUGAAGCCAUAGACUAAACCUCUUCUCUUCUGAAAGCUUCACGUUACAACAUGGAAGCCAUUGCCAAGUUUGAUUUCAUGGCCUCGGGAGAAGAUGAACUGAGCUUUCACGCUGGCGAUGUUCUGAAGAUCCUAAGUAACCAAGAGGAGUGGUUCAAGGCGGAGCUUGGAAGCCAGGAAGGAUACGUGCCCAAGAAUUUUAUAGACAUCGAGUUUCCUGAGUGGUUUCACGAAGGCCUCUCACGACACCAGGCAGAGAGCUUGCUGAUGAGCAAGGAGCUUGGUUGCUUCAUCAUCCGGGCCAGCCAGAGCUCCCCCGGGGACUUCUCCAUAUCCGUCAGGCAUGAGGAUGAUGUUCAACACUUCAAAGUCAUGAGAGACAACAAGGGUAAUUACUUCCUGUGGACAGAGAAGUUUCCAUCCCUCAACAAGCUGGUGGACUACUACAGGAAGAAUUCCAUCUCCAAACAGAAGCAGAUCUUUCUGAGGGAUAGGACCCGGGAGGAACAGGGUCAGCGGGGCAACAGCCUGGACCGGCGGUCCCAGGGAGGCCAUCCCCUGAGCGGGGCUGUGGGAGAAGAAAUCCGGCCUUCAAUGAACAGGAAGACGUCGGAUCACCCCCUGCCCCCUCCUUCGCAGUAUCCCCCGGCCCCACUGCCACCACAGCAGCGGUACCUGCCACAGCAUCAUUUUAAUCAGGAACGCCGUGGAGCCAGCCUAGACAUAAACGAUGGGCCCUGUGGCCUGGGCAUGGGCACCGAAAUGAAUGCCGCUCUCAUGCACCGGAGACACACUGAUCCGGUGCAACUCCAAGUGGCCGGGCGGGUGCGGUGGGCCCGGGCGCUGUAUGACUUUGAGGCCCUGGAGGACGACGAGUUGGGCUUCCGCUGCGGAGAGGUGGUUGAGGUCCUGGACAGCUCCAACCCCUCCUGGUGGACCGGCCGCCUGCACAACAAGCUGGGCCUCUUCCCUGCCAACUACGUGGCACCCAUGAUCCGAUGAGGCCCUCUGGAGGGGACGGAGGCUUUUGUCUGAAGCUGCCCGCCUGCAAGGGACAGAGCAAGGAAGAAAAGCUUGGAACUACACACACAUGCGUGUAUAUAUAUGCGUGUGUAUAUGUUCAUAUGCACAUGCAUAUAUAUGCCUAUGUGUCCACACAUUUUUAAAUAGUAAUUUAUUGGCAAGUUAGUUGCUUACUUAGUCGAUGUGAAAGGAACUCAGGUGGAGAUUUAUAUCCAUACUUAUUUUUCUACUCCCCUCUGCCAGUGUGCUGAAAGAAGGCAGCAGGGGGCUUUGGGAAGCAGGAGGCAGGGAAAAGAAAUCAAAACGCUUCCUGUCCUUAAGUCAGCAUGGCUCCCUCCUCAUCUCAGAAAUGCUCGCUGAGAGGAACUAAGCAUGUCCACAUCUGGCGCUGGAUGCAGAACAGCAGGGUGGGGCUGGACUUGGCCGGGCUUGUUAUAGUUUACCUGAACGUCCUGCUUCUCCCCUGCCCUAGGGUGGGUGUGCGGGCCCCUGACCUCCUCUCCUGCCAGGAUGGGCGCUGCUGGAUGGAAGGUGAA